Dicentrarchus labrax (European seabass) is the source of this 1559-nucleotide messenger RNA. RefSeq names its product Kruppel-like factor 11a (gene klf11a). The record is from RefSeq and is a predicted model, not a curated record. NCBI's taxonomy places the organism in Eukaryota, Metazoa, Chordata, Actinopteri, Moronidae. Gene Ontology annotation, molecular function: RNA polymerase II cis-regulatory region sequence-specific DNA binding; DNA-binding transcription factor activity, RNA polymerase II-specific. Gene Ontology annotation, biological process: regulation of transcription by RNA polymerase II.
UGGUUUUUCUUUUUUGUUGUUGGCUGCUCUCAGCUGAAGCAGUCUGCUGGCAGAGGCUCAGAUUAUUGACUGCUCACACUCCCGCUACUGUCUCUGCCUUUACAACAACUACAACUACUUCUUCUCCUGCUUUAUUCAUGCUCAGCUUCACUUCCUGCCAGGUUGACCGUAUGGACGGCCGGCAGGCGACGACCAUGGAGCUGAAGCCGUGCGUCGAGUACCACGACCUCGAGGCCGCCGAGGCGCUCGUCAGCAUGAGCUUCUGGGGUCAAAGGUUGCACAAGCCCCGCCCACUGACGCCCACCUCCGACUCCUGCGACUCCAUCCACCUCCACCCGGAGGCGGCGGACGCUCCCAAAGACCUGAUCGCUCUGUCGUCACUGUGUAUGACUCCGCCUCACAGUCCGAGCUUCGCCGAGGCCACCGCCACCGCCACCGCUCUAAGCUCCGCCUCCAGACCAGUCUUACCCCGCCCUGGCUCCGCCCUCCUCAGCGACUCCCACACCUGCCUCCCCCGUCCCUCCUCCUCCUCCCCCCCUUCCUUCGCCUCAGAGACCUCAGCGCUCCCGCCUCAGACAGAGUUGGCGCCGCCCGGCAGAGCGAUGGUCACCAGCGUCAUCCGCCACACCGCCGACCGCCUUCCUCCUCCACCGCCGCCUCCCGCCGCCACCCAGCCGUCAGAAACCUCCUCGCCGCCUCAGCUGGGCCUCCCACAGACACUUCCAGAGGAGAAGGACGGACCUCCUGCGCCUCCCGACAGCCCGCCCUCUCCUCCCUCCCCGGCGUCGCCCCCCCACUCCUCCCCGGUCUCCUCCUCCCCGGUCUCCUCCUCCCCGGUCCUCUGCCAGGUGUUCCCGGUGAGCAGCCGGACGGGGAUGAUCUCCGCCUUCGUCCAGGCUCCGGUUCAGGUGCAGACUCCGGGCGGGCACAAGCCCAUCCUCCCCCAGUCUCCUUCCAGCUUCGCGCAGCCCCUCCUGGUGGGCUCCGCCGUGCCGCAGGGCACCGUGAUGUUCGUGGUCCCGCAGCCGGCCGUCUCCCAGCCGCCGCAGGGCCAGCAGACUGUCAUGACCCUGGGCAACACCAAGCUCCUCCCCCUGGCCCCGGCGCCCGUUUACAUGCCGACGGGAGCGAGCGGCGGCGCCUCGCAGGCCGACUUCUCCCGCAGACGGAAUUACGUCUGCAACUUCCCCGGCUGCAAGAAGACGUACUUCAAGAGCUCGCACCUGAAGGCUCACCUGCGCACGCACACAGGUGAGAAGCCGUUCAGCUGUCACUGGGAGGGCUGCGACAAAAAGUUCGCCCGCUCCGACGAGCUUUCCCGCCACCGCCGGACGCACACCGGCGAGAAGAAGUUCGUCUGCAGCGUGUGCGACCGGCGCUUCAUGCGCAGCGACCACCUGACCAAACACGCCCGGCGGCACAUGACCACCAAGAGGGCGUCCUCGUGGCCCGCCGACACCCGAGACCUCAACAAGGUGGCGCUGCCCAAGGGCCAAAACAGGAGCUCGCCACUUCCUGUCGGCGUCCUGGUUCCCGCCGCCAACUGACUCAGGAACCCG